AUGACGAUCGCUUACACUUGGUGGAAAGAUGCCACUAUUUAUCAAAUUUGGCCUGCUUCUUAUAAAGAUUCCAAUGGUGAUGGUAUUGGGGAUAUUAAAGGUAUUAUCUCAACCUUAGAUUAUCUUAAAGAUUUAGGUGUAGAUAUUAUCUGGUUAAGUCCUAUGUAUGACUCUCCACAAGAUGAUAUGGGAUACGAUAUUAGUGAUUAUGAAUCCGUUUAUCCAAAAUAUGGUACUUUAGAUGAUAUGCAAACAUUAAUUGAUGGUUUACAUUCUAGAGGUAUGAGACUUGUUUUAGAUUUGGUCAUUAACCACACUUCCAGUGAACAUAAAUGGUUUAAAGAAUCAAGAUCAUCAAAGACAAAUCCAAAGAGAGAUUGGUACAUUUGGAAAGCUCCAAAAUAUGAUGCUGAUGGAAAGAGACAACCACCAAAUAAUUGGGGUUCACAUUUCUCUGGUUCCGCCUGGGAGUAUGAUGAAACUACUGACGAAUAUUACCUUAGACUUUUUGCACCAACUCAACCAGACUUGAAUUGGGAAAAUCCAAAAGUUAGAGAUGCUCUUUAUGAUUCAGCAUUAAAAUUCUGGUUCGAAAGAGGUGUUGAUGGUUUUAGAAUUGAUACUGCCGGUUUGUAUUCAAAAGACCAAAAAUUCCAAGAUGUUCCAAUUAUCUUUCCUGAUAAGACUUAUCAACCAUCUGAUUUAUAUACUCAAAAUGGUCCAAGAAUCCAUGAGUUCCAUAAAGAAAUGUAUUCUAAAGUCACUUCUAAUUAUGAUGUUAUGACCGUUGGUGAAGUUGGACAUUGUAGUAGAGAAGCUGCUUUAAAAUAUGUUAGCGCCAAAGAAGGUGAAAUGAAUAUGAUCUUCUUAUUUAAUGUUGUUGAAGUCGGUUCAGUCAGAGGUGAUAGAUUUAAAUACAAUGGUUAUAACUUAAUUGAUUUUAAGAAAGCGGUUGAAGAUCAAGGAGCUUUUAUUGAAGGAACAGAUGCUUGGUCUACUGUCUUCAUUGAAAAUCAUGAUCAACCAAGAUCAGUCACCAGAUUCGGUAAUGGAAAACAUCAUAAUACUUCCGCAAAAUUAUUAUCAUUAUUGCAAACCACUCUUACUGGUACUUUAUUCAUAUAUCAAGGUCAAGAAAUUGCCAUGACUAACCUUCCAAGAUCUUGGUCUAUUGAUGAAUAUAAGGAUAUCAAUACUGUUAAUUAUUACAAGUAUUUCAAAGAAGCUUAUGGUAAAGACAAAGACUUUGCUGAAAAGGAAAAGGCUCUCAUGGAUGUCAUUGAUCUUGUUGCUAGAGAUCAUGCAAGAUCUCCAGUUCAAUGGGAUAGUUCUGCUUAUGGUGGAUUCUCUACUGCUGAACCAUGGACUAGAGUUAAUGACAACUAUAAAGAAAUCAAUGUUGCUUCCCAAAUCGAUGAUCCAAAUUCAGUCUUAAACUUCUGGAGAAAAUCCUUGAAAGUCAGAAAGCAAUUCAAAGAUUUAUUAAUAUACGGAUCAUUUAAAGUAUUGGAUUAUGAAAAUGAAAAAGUAUUCACUUACUUAAAAUACCAAUCUGAUCCAGAAUCUUCAUCUCCAAAGGCUUAUGUUGUAUUGAACUUCUCUACUGAUUCGGUUAAAUUUGACAAAUUGGUCGAUGGUAAGUUUGAAUUAGUUCAUUCUAACGUCUCAGACGUUGUUGAAGAUACCUUGACUCCUUAUGAAGAAAGAAAGCAUAGGGAAUACAAGCAAGUUAUGGAACUGCAAAACUCGUCUUACAAGUUAGACGAACGUUCGGCGAGAUUCUAUGAAACAUUGCGAGAAAAGGAGCUAAGGGAAGAAUUAGACCAAAAAAUCGAGGAGACUAACGAACUCGAUAAAUUCCGUAGAUUGAAAAGAGCUGUAAAUACGUCCAGUGCCAAAGUGGAGAAACCAGUUCUGUCAAAAGUUUCCAUUUCUAUUUCAAGAGGAGUUGUAAAUACGAAGAUUGGGAAAUUACCAAAAUCUAAGCCCUUUAGUACAAGUACAAGUACAAGUACAAGCACGAAUUCAAAUUCUCAAAAUAAUUCAAGUAAUAAUUCUCCAGGUAACAGUUCGCCCGAGAAUAAGCCUCAAGGUUCGCUUCUGGAAUUGAGACUGAAACGGCAAGAUACCCCACUAGAUCUCGUUAGUGGGUAUUCUUCCGAUGACGGGGAAGAGGGGGGAUAG
Molecule: messenger RNA, 2184 nt
Organism: Scheffersomyces amazonensis
Lineage: Eukaryota; Fungi; Ascomycota; Pichiomycetes; Serinales; Debaryomycetaceae
Exons: 2
Coding region: 1-2184 (727 amino acids)
Biological process (GO): sucrose catabolic process; maltose catabolic process
Molecular function (GO): alpha-amylase activity; oligo-1,6-glucosidase activity; glucan 1,4-alpha-maltotriohydrolase activity
Source: RefSeq, a predicted model, not a curated record